GCUACACUGACGGUCAGAACGUAAAACCAAAACGCCUUUUCUUGAGUAGUUGUUUUGAAUACAGGACAAUUAAAAGGACAAAUGUAAAAUUAUUACAUUAAUUAAGUGUUACGAGUGUCUGUCAUAUAUCCCACUGCUACAAAUAUAGCCAAGAAUGGUAACGUCUUACUGUAGUAUUAGUUACACAUUUAGUAUGAUUUCGAAUUAGCGUUGGUAUGUUUGGCGGAAUAAAACAUCGAUAGACAGAAACAUCACGGUAAUAUUUCAACAACAGUUAGCGCUAAAACUGCAAUCUGAAGCAGAAGACAGCAAUGUGGGGAGAAAUCGAGCCGUGUGUCAAACCCCAGGAGGAUGAAAACAUGAGCAGCUGUGGGACAAGCCAGAGAUGGACAGACUCUGCAGAUGUACAGCAGAAGACAGCAUUGUGGGGAGAAAUCGAGCCAUGCACUAAACCUAACACAUCUGACAACUGCAAUGAACCUGCUGCUCAAGACAGAUGUCCUCCUAAGACGGAUCUCAAGGAAGCCCUAAACACAACAAGCAGCUCUCCAAAUCAAAAGGAUGAGCCAUCCAGCUGUCUCAGCUCAAUGAUAGAGGCUAUAGCAGCCAGUGGGAGUCCAGUGAAAAGUCAGCAGCUGGGAGAGCCAGACUUAACUUUGGAGGAGAAGAAGAAGGUUUUAAUGGAUCAGUACGAAUCAAAGCCCUUGGUAUUUCUAGAGCGCUAUCAGGCCCAUCUGAAGCCAGAGCACACAGAGGCUUUCUCACACCUGAGCAGUGACUGCAGAGUGCAGUAUUACUGCAAGGAGAUUCAGAGACGGGAAUCCAGCACAGCCGACCGGAAAAGGGUCCGUAACCAUCGUUAUGCAGCUCUCCGUGCUCUUCAGAAGGAGGGCCAGUAUUUCAGCGAGGAGCAGAUGCGUGUGCGAGAUCCACUGCUGUACGAGCAGUACAUCGGACAGUACCUCAGCGAAGAGGAGAUCCUGCAGCGCUCAGAGGAGGCCAUGAGGAGUGGCCCGGGGGGACUCGCUGACCUGCUUAUCAACUCCUACCAAGAGAAACUGAUCCAGAACCGCCUGGAGGAGGAGCAGGAGAGAGAGCAGUGUGCAGCGGAGGAGUCUGAGGAGGAAGAAUGUGAUGAGCCCAGACAGGCAGAGUGGGAGCCGAAUGCAGAAGAGAAAGCCAUGUUGAGAGAGGAGUUCCUGAGUCAAAUGCAUCAGCGCUUCCUGGAUGGCAAGGAUGACUUCAACUACCGUGAGGUGGAUGAGAAUCCAGAUUAUGAUAACCUGGAUAUUGUAAGCCGUGACGCCGAGGAGCGCUACUUUGAUGAAGAGGAUGAGGAGGAAGAAGAGGAUAUGAUGCAGUAGCCCUUAAUGUAUAUGUUCUCACAACAGAAAAAAUAAUUUUAAUUUGUUGUACAUUCUUUGUCAUGUUUCUACUGCUUGAUAUUUGUUUGUGUAGGUUAAAUGUGAUUAUCAGCACCUCGCCGUCUUUAAUAAAAGAGUAC
Sinocyclocheilus anshuiensis is the source of this 1504-nucleotide messenger RNA. Its product is annotated as coiled-coil domain-containing protein 97. The record is from RefSeq and is a predicted model, not a curated record. The coding region runs from base 312 to 1364 and encodes 350 amino acids. NCBI's taxonomy places the organism in Eukaryota, Metazoa, Chordata, Actinopteri, Cypriniformes, Cyprinidae. The transcript is spliced from 6 exons.